This is a messenger RNA of Penicillium argentinense, 1245 nucleotides long. RefSeq names its product saccharopine dehydrogenase family protein. The coding region runs from base 1 to 1245 and encodes 414 amino acids. Gene Ontology annotation, biological process: glycolipid biosynthetic process. The transcript has 5 exons. The record is from RefSeq and is a predicted model, not a curated record. Lineage: Eukaryota; Fungi; Ascomycota; Eurotiomycetes; Eurotiales; Aspergillaceae. Gene Ontology annotation, cellular component: plasma membrane; mitochondrion; lipid droplet.
AUGCCCACGAAUCCGAAGUACGACCUGGUCCUUCUGGGCCCUACCGGCUACACCGGUCGGUUCUGUGCAGACCAUAUUGUUCAGAAUCACCCCACCAAUCUCAAAUGGGCUCUCGCCGGUCGUUCGGCAGCAAAGAUCGACCCCAUUGCUAAGGAGCUCCAAGCUCUGGUUCCUGACCGCGUGUCGCCAGAGGUUCUGCAGGUUCAGCUCAACGAGACCGAGCUAGAUGAGCUGGCAAAGAAGACAAAGAUCAUCAUCAAUUGCGUGGGCCCUUACCACAAGUACUCCUCUCCCGUCGUGGAGGCGUGUGCCAACAAUGGUACUCACUACCUGGAUGUUACCGGAGAAACCCCUUGGAUCAGGGUUAUGGUUGACAAGUACCAUGAGAAGGCGAAGAGUAACGGCUCAAUAAUUAUCCACUCGGUUGGCGUCGAGAGUGCCCCUGCCGACAUGCUGGCCUGGGCCCUGGUCAAGCGUGUUCGUGAGGACAUCUCGUGUAAUACCAGGGAGAUUUACAGCUGCAUUAAAGAGAUGAAGUCCUCCGGUGCUAGUGGCGGUACUCUCAACACUAUCAUCAGUAUUUUUGACUGGCUCCCAACUUCACAGCUCCUCAAAUUCGCCGGUCCCUUCACUCUGGCCGCCUCCCCUCCUCCAAAUGACCUCCCCCGCGAGACUUUCUUCCAGAAGCUUCUGGGCGUGCGCUCCAUCCGCGACCUGGGCACACUUACCACUUCUCCCAAUGGCAUGGCUGACAUGGCCAUCGUGUACCGCAGCAGCUCGCUCAUGCCAGAGUUCUACGGAAAGCGCUUCGCCUUCCACCAGCUGCUCAGCGUUCGCAACGUCUUCAUCGGUGCACUGGUGCACGUAGGUAUGAUGGUGGGUCUCUCGCUGUUGUUGCUCUCACCGGUUCGCUGGUUGCUGCGAAAGCUCGUCUACGCCCCUGGCAAUGGACCAACCAUGCAAGACUCACUCAAUGAUCGACUUGAGUAUCAUGCUGUUGCGACCGCCGACCAGAACGUUCCUACUCCCAAGCGUGUCCUUGGUAAACUCAGCUUCCAGGGCAGCAUGUACGUGUUUACUGGUCUCCUUGUGGCUGAGGCGGCGAUGGUUAUUCUCAAGGACGAGGAGAAGAUCAAGAAGGUCUCGCGAGGCGGUAUCGUGACAACUGCCGCUCUGGGCCAGGAGUACGUGGAUCGCCUGGAUAAGGUUGGAUGCCGUAUUGAAACCAAGGUCUUCGAGUAUUAG